AUGGCCACGUGUGAAGUUUGUGGAGAUGGUUUCGCAGACGAUGCGGAAAAACACUUGUGCUCCCCGAGCCGAGACUCUUGCUCGCACGUGUGCCACGCGGAUUGCUUGCAGCAAUACCGAUUAAAGCAGGGCUGCCCUAUGCAUGACUGCCCAUUCUGUCUUCAGAAUGAAGAUUCCCAGGAAGAGGCUGAUGAUGCCGCUUUGCAAGAGAUGGAGAUUGAGGCAGCAAUGGAAGCAGAGGCUGUGGCUGAGGGGGUAAAAAGAAAGACCAGAGGACAACGCAGCCCAGUGCCGCCCACCCAAAGGUCCCCAAGCCCAGAAAGCCCUCCCUUCACACAGGGUGGAAGUGAAGCAGCCCGCUUGUCCAUUCCAAGCUUUGGGAUUGACAUCUACGACCUGAGUCGGACCAGCAAGGCAUCUACCACGGUGAAGGAUCCUAUGCACGACGCCAUGUCGGAGUACUUGGCUUGCAGGGAUGAAGCACAAAGCCUUUCGUUGCUUCACACCAAGAGCACAUAUCAAGGGCUUGGAAGCCCAGAGGCUUCUUAUCAAACCGUUCUGAAUGCAGCUUUGAAAGACCCCAGGGACCACCACGCUGUGGCAUCAGACUUUGCCUUCAGAACUCGAGAAGUGCUGCCCGUGCCUUUCGAAGUCAGCUUGAAAACCAUUGCCCGCAAGGAAGGUUGGGAGCCUGAGACAUUCAUGGCAGGUGGCGCCACAUGCACGGAUGCCACCAUCAAGGGUAUUCGUGCUUCUAUCAAAGAAUAUGCCCGUCUGCAUUACGGCAACAAAGAAAAGAUGUGCACUUGGCUGAACUGCGAAGAUGACAAGACAGUCACUGGAGAUGGUGCCACGGCGCUGACUCAUUACACCUUCGUUCACCAAGUGUAUGGACAGGUGUCGCUUUGCGAGUAUGUGCUCCAGCCGACUGCAAGCAUGUUUUCCAAGAGAAUCCAUGCGACGUGGCAAACAAGGCCAGUGACAAGUGACCCUGAUCAGCAGAGCCAGUCCAGCAAAGAGUUCCUGAUUGACUUCUUUGGUUGGAUGGGGCGCGUGGCAAGCAACCAGGACAAAGACCACUAUUUUGACAAGUUCGCCUUGCCCGUGCUCAGGAAGGCUUUGCAGGGAAUCUCCGACUUCUUUCACGAGAAUCACGAGAAUGUAGAAUACCACUUUCAGAAGGAGAAAGAGGAAAAACCAGCAAAGUACGUCUUGGCAGCAGUCAAAGACCUCUUGAAAGUUGGCAUCUUGCAAGAGGUUGACAAGAAGGAAGUGGAAGAACAGGCGCCCAAACUUAAGGACAAGAAAAGCGCCAAGAGCAAGGAGGCCACGCUAAAGAGCGAGCCACGAGGCCCGCCAGGUGGCCACGCUGUCCUGUACUACCAGACAUGUGCCUGGGAAGGCCUUUUGACUAAUUCGGAAGCUCAAGACAUGAUUGCCAAGCUGCAACUGAGUGCCAAUGAUUUCAAGUAG
Molecule: messenger RNA, 1473 nt
Organism: Cladocopium goreaui
Lineage: Eukaryota; Dinophyceae; Suessiales; Symbiodiniaceae
Source: the annotation of a GenBank genome assembly